AUGACCAGCUGGCAGCAACACGACACUCAAAUUCAGUCAAUGGACAAUAGUACAGAGCCCUGCAAGCAUUAUGAAUCUUUCGGCGAAGUGGAUGAGGAAGACGUCGGGUGGAUAGCAGAUGCAUGCGACGACCUCGCAGAAAACAUGGAUAGCGGUACAGUGCCCUAUUACUUGACCGAGAAUGCCCAUCAUCCAAUGACCCGUGAGGACCUAAUCGAGGACGGAUUGGGAUACAAUACCUCGAUCUUUGCAUCAUGCGCGGAUACGGACAACGUAUCCACCGCACUCGCACCUGGUCUGCACAUGGCAGAUCAGAAUGCGACCACAAAUGAAUACGACGCUCACACCGACGGCGAAGAGGAUCUCUUCAACGAGCAAGACCGCGAGGUGGGUACCAUUGUCGCCGCAUGCCCUCCUGCCCCUCGCCAUACUGCCAAUGGAAUGACCGACAAGGAAAUGAGCAGCAUCCAGAACGACAGGACUGGCGAGGGCUACGUGGACGUCAGAACCAACGUGUGGCCACCCGCAAGGUCACCUCAGCCGGCUCAAAUUAGUGACGCAUUGGUGGCACGUGAUGCCUCGGUAUUGUGUGCCACCACGACCACGUCCAUCGAGCGUGGUCGACCACCUCUCCCGCUCCCCGGAACCUCUUCAGCUCCCGUCAUUCCAUCAACGACGACUGUUCUGGAAGAGGAACAAGAGCAUCACUCUCACUCAAGACAGGGACUCAAGCGCAGGCGCGAUGAUGAUGCCGACGAAGACAACGAUGAAAUGGCUCAUGUCAAGACCACGACAAGCGCAGAACCCACCCAGGAGCGCAGGGCCAAUAGGGAACGUACUGAGCCGACCGUAGUGCCGCACGAAUGCCCAGUAGAUACGCUGGGGCAGGAUGUCGCCUUGCAGCUUGAGGCCUCCCUCAAAGUCGAGUCGUCGAACGGCGUGGCUUGUGCUGCAUCCACGAGGCUGUGGGAAGCACUCCUAGAGAAUCACCGGGUGCCGUAUCUCUUACUAAGGGUUGCGGAUAUGCGAUUUGAGUUGGGCAGCCAGGUCACUGCACUCGACAGUUUCAACUUAUAA
Molecule: messenger RNA, 1077 nt
Organism: Postia placenta MAD-698-R-SB12
Lineage: Eukaryota; Fungi; Basidiomycota; Agaricomycetes; Polyporales; Adustoporiaceae
Exons: 3
Coding region: 1-1077 (358 amino acids)
Source: RefSeq, a predicted model, not a curated record